CGAUGGCCGCUGCACGCACCGCCCUGCCGCUGCUCCUUCUGUGGGCCGCUGCUGUCUCAGCUGAACCAUCUACUGCUGGUGGCAACAGAAACACUCAGUCGGCUAAACCAUUAAUUGUAGGCGGCAGUAGAGCUCAAAUAGGAGAGAUUCCGUGGCAAGUGUCAAUACACGAAAACAAUAGACAUCUAUGUGGUGGCUCUAUUUUGGACUCUGAGUGGGUGCUGACAGCAGCACAUUGCUUUCUGGAUAACGACCCUAGUCCAUACCUUGUAAAAGCUGGUUUUAUUGACCAAAACAAUCCUGGCAGUACACUGCAAAAUUCCAGUGUUACAAAAAUCAUCACACAUGAGGGAUACAUCAUGAAUGAAUUGCCAUACGAUAUUGCACUGAUGAAACUGAGCACUCCUUUCACACUGAAUAGCUAUGUAUCUGCUAUUUCACUUCCAACUAGCUCUGCUUUCAAAGCACAAGGCAUAGCAACAGAUAGUGGCUGGGGUGCAACUCAAGAGGAUGGAGCGCCUUCUCAAUUUCUGUAUAAAGUACAGGUACCAAUAAUGACAUCAGAUAUGUGCCUAGAGUAUUACGGUGAAGAUUUUGAUACAAACAUCCUACUGUGUGCUGGUUACCCUGAUGGAGGGAAGGAUUCUUGCCAGGGAGACUCGGGUGGGCCAAUGACAUGUAGUGAGUCUGGUUCAACAACUCCUCUUCUCUGUGGUAUAAUAGCAGCAGGACAGGGAUGUGGAAGGAAGGACUACCCAGGAAUUUAUACUAAUGUUGCUGCAUACCUCAGCUGGAUUGCAAACAAUAAAAACUGAAACACACUAAUACUGUAUUCUGAUUUUUCAUUUUACAAUUGUUUUUUAAAGUUGAUUAUUGACUGAGCAUUAUUUUCUCUAACUCUUGAGUGGGCACACCUAUGUAUAAUGUACACCAACCAUAAAAAAAACAUUGUGUUGCACUGUUCCAUUGUUGUUUUACAACUGUGAGUCCAUGCCUAUUCCUUUAUUAUUGCUGCAGCUAAUGCAGUGAUAAGUUGGGCUGUUAUACAUCUAAGUGAGCACCAGUAAUAUAAAAUAAAAGCAAGCCAGGAGAGAAAAAAUUUACAACCCACGCAUUACGAGUUAGCACCACAAUCCUGCAAUGAGGCAGUUGCCUAUGAGAUAAUUGGUACUCAAAUAAUCAGUUGGCUGGGAUCUGUUUCAAAUGUGCUGUUUAAUGCUUUGAGUGGGUCAUUACUUUGGUAUAAGACUUGUACAUAAAAGUUUAUUUUACUGUUGUUCAAUUAAAUCAUGUUUUAGCUCAUGUAAUGUAAGUUUAUUUUCUGGUUGUGUGACAAAGAUUAAACUGUGAUUUUGUGCAUAUAUGUUUACCCAGUUAACAUAAGGACAGCUAUUCUUUACAUGUAUACAAAGAAUGCCACACAGUCACUGAAAGACUUUUAAGGAGCAAAAUAGCAGCAGAAUGGCACAACAAAACAAGGAUUCAAAAAAUAUCCAAUUACAUUAAUACAAAGACAUUCAGUUAAUGGUUUAUCUAAUUUGUCACACUGAAGGAUGAUGAUAAAACAAAAUGGACAAAUAAUUAGGGUUAGUUAUAAAAUAGAUAAUGCAAUAGCAAUGAACACAAUACACUGAGAAUUUCUCAUGACAAAUUGUGCAAGAACAAUAGGUACAAGUUUUAAUAAAAAUAUUUGAUGAAGA
Molecule: messenger RNA, 1700 nt
Organism: Schistocerca americana (American grasshopper)
Lineage: Eukaryota; Metazoa; Arthropoda; Insecta; Orthoptera; Acrididae
Product: trypsin-1-like
Exons: 8
Coding region: 3-815 (270 amino acids)
Biological process (GO): proteolysis
Molecular function (GO): serine-type endopeptidase activity
Source: RefSeq, a predicted model, not a curated record